AUGGCUACCGCAAAUACAGUCCAGCUUCAAUCUGCGUCCCAGCCGCAAUUCUCUCUCGAAGGCAUCCAGCAAGCAUCUACGCAGAAGGCCAGCGAGCUUCUGCAAGAGAACCAUGACAAGCACCACAUCUUCUUCAACCCGGAUGGCUUCCACAAUCACAUUGCUCAUCAGCUUCUCACGAUAUGGUCACUGAAGGCUAGUCCGGAGGACAUCCAGCGUGGGUACGACACAAAUCGAAGCUACCAAAGAGCAGCUAAGAAGCCACAGGCAACUAUCGUGAAGGAGCUUCACGAUCCAAAGAAGUUCAUCAGCUAUCUUGGACCACAAAAGUACUACAACGACUUCCUCGAAUUCUUUCAAGAGGAAAUCGACACGAAAGGCUGGCAAGAUGUUCUGCAAGAGUACGUCUUUGCCGGCGACGAGCGAGCAGAGACUAUGCUGGUCAGGAUGUACGCCGGAUUCUUGCACCCUAUCAUCCAUCUUGGAUUCGGGAUCGAGUUCGAACAGCCAGCCAUCAUCGCCGAAGCUCUCGCUCAAGCAUGUUGCCAUGACGAAUGGAUAGGAAGAGCACUCUUGCCAGCCGAGCAAGCCGCAAAGCAGAACGGAAACGACAAGAGCAUCGUUGAACUGCUUGACGAGCUUCGCUCAAACAAGGAGAUUUUCGACGCGCCACACUGGUCCGAUGGCAACAAGAUACGCGACGGUCUCCUCGCCCGCUCCCCAAAGCCGCUCAUUGACAUCAUCUCCCAAGUCCACGUUAAACCCUCCGACCUCGGAAUCAAAACAGCCGAAAUGACCAAUGCUGCAAUCCUCUACACAGCAGGCGCCCAGCGUCCUAACAAAACCAUCAAGUUCGACUUCUACUUCAUGCACUGCGUCAACGCCUCGAUUUUCUGGCCAACUUUCAACCGUCAAACAUGGCUCUCCGAAGCUUCCAAGAUCCGACUCCUCGAAUGGAAGAUUCGAUUGGACUUGACCAUGUACGCUUCACGGAAAUCGCCAGAGAUCAGACUCAACGACAUUCGAGAGUACACACCGAGGAAGUCGUCAGGUUGGGACGAAGUCUUUGCGAGAGCCUGUAAAUUCGAUGAUGAUGGCCAUGCUUCGAAAUUGGUGCGGGCUGUGGCGAAUGCAGAAAAGGUAUCGAAGCCUUUUGAGGGGAAGAAAGGGUUUACGUUGGAAGGUGAUGACUGGUUGAAGAUUGCUCAUAUGGUGAUUGACUCUGUGGAGAUGCAAGGAGAUCAUUGGAUCAGGAGUGCGGGCUUUGAUGAGGCGUGGGAGCAGGUGCCUGAAAGGAAGGGUGCAAGAUUGUGA
This is a messenger RNA of Cercospora beticola, 1314 nucleotides long. Its product is annotated as questin oxidase family protein. Gene Ontology annotation, molecular function: oxidoreductase activity. The record is from RefSeq and is a predicted model, not a curated record. NCBI's taxonomy places the organism in Eukaryota, Fungi, Ascomycota, Dothideomycetes, Mycosphaerellales, Mycosphaerellaceae.